Molecule: messenger RNA, 5223 nt
Organism: Osmia lignaria (orchard mason bee)
Lineage: Eukaryota; Metazoa; Arthropoda; Insecta; Hymenoptera; Megachilidae
Source: RefSeq, a predicted model, not a curated record
GAUUAACGGAUCUGUCGGCCAGUUGCCACGAAGAAAGUUUCGUUUUAUUAUUUUAUUUGUCGUCGAUCGAACGACUACUCUCGCGGAGCAUAGCACUGAAAGCCGUGUACAUUUGCGCGAAGGUGAACGCAAUGAAGAGGAACCAAACAUUUUUCCUGAUCGUCCUAGCGAUCAUCGUGGUUGCUGUCAAUGGACGAGUUUACUACUUGCCGACUCUGGAUGAGAAUCGAUAUUCAGGCUUAACUUAUCCCAUUCCAAACGAACAAUCUUCGCGAGAUUUGGAUCUGAACUUUUCUGCCGGGGACGCGGACGAGUUUGAUAACAAGAUACGUCCUGUUAAAAGGGUGUACACGGUCAUGGGGCCGGAAAAGCCGUUCAUCGAGGUGAACAAAGAGGAGUUACCAAUCACGCGCUACAAAUUAGUCGAAGCACCUGUUAAGGGAUUGGACAAUGUCAUCGUUGUACCGGAGUCGAGCCGCAAAUCGGUGAAAAUCGAUGGGAACAACAAGGGUGAAGUGAUCUUGGAGCUCCGUGUUAUCGCGAACCAUGACACCGUUUGAAUAAUUUUGUCAAAGGAAAAAAGAUCAAUGGAACAAAUAUAGCGAAAUAGUCUAAUUUUAAUGUUAAUAUUCAUAAAAUAUUGCAGCUGAAAUGUUCAAUUCAAAGUUAUUGAUAUCUCCUUUGAAACACCGCUACGUUUGUUCCACUCCUAAUCUCACGCUCGGCAAACACAAAAGAUAAUAGUAAAUCCAUAACAAAACACGCAAAUAGUUAUCUUACCAAGGCUUAAAUUGCCUCGUAAACUGGUAUCAAAUACCUAUUUGUAGAACAUUUAUUAUGUUGUACCAGAUUAGAUCGUGUAAUCAUUCCCAAACAGACCGUCGAACUUUUACAUUCGAGCCUUUGCAAAUGAGUCGACAGAUCAAUAUCUCUCGUCAGAUUUGCCUUCGUCCCUAAAACUCGCCUAUCUCUUGUCAUUCCACGCGUAUAUACAUAACUACUAUCCAGGAACUUGCUUCCCCUAAUUGUGCUCUGUCAAAGAGAGCGGUGCCGAUAGUAUAGAGGGGAAAGAGAGGAAACAGUAGUCUCGAUCAACGAAAGAGAUCGAAGUAUAUUAGUGAAAUAACGUGGAGAGAGCGAUAGAUAAAAGUGUGACCAUGCACGGCUGAAUAUGACGAUCAUUUCGUGUGUGCACUUGUUGAAGGGUCCUCCUGAUUAUAACGAGCUGGUGCAUUGAGAAGGUGAAAAAAGAACGCGGACUACGCUACCCUUCUGCUUUCUUUUCCACCCUUUCGGAGAGUUCGAGUGCAGAAAGCAUUCGAACCCUUCGUUUGCUGACUGCAGAUGCGUAACCUCGAGUCUGUGUACUCGAACCGACUCGUAAUCGCGCGGUGAACAAGGAAAAGAAAUUUUCUUCCAUCGUUUGAGUAACACUCCAAUCGAGCGUAUCAAAGUUUCGAAUUUUUAAUCACACGGAAGAGGAAUCGAUUUAUCGUAGAAUCUGUAUCCAAGGACUUGAACACUGCUCGAAUCACAUUGCUUUUUAUUACGUUUAUUAUACACGUCGAAUGUAUUUUCUAUUAGUACAUAUAGAUACAAUAGAACGCUACUAUAAUAUGUACAGAGUAUAUCACAUACAGUCGAAUUCAGAACGGAUGUCCGAAAAAGAUCUCUAAGAUCCUCCUGGUCUCCGCGCUAAAAAGUGACUCUCGAGUGCAAGAUAGGACGAGUCUUCGAAUUAAAAACCGAACAGUGCGAUAUCAAAAUUGUCGUUAGUUUCAUGCUAUAAAAAAGCAGAUAGAAUUAUUAAUUAAUAGCAGAAUAUCAUUGAAUCUGUUCGAUUAAAGUCGCUUACGUUUAUGCGAACAGAUGUUUGACGCAUCGAACGAAGUAGAAGACCGAAGAAAGAAAUAAGAAUAAAGUAGACGAUUGUUUCCGAAGGAUUCGAAUAAGUUGAGAGCUUUCUAUAUUACCGUGAACGACGUAGUGAAACGAAGAAUCAGGAUGCGAUCGUAAGUGUCGGAGCUACAUCUAUUUAUACAGUCGAGAAGAAAAGAGAAUCGUACGAUUUCCACGAGUUAUUCGGUUACUUGCGAAGUCUGCUCGUUCGAUGGAUCUCCCUUCGGCUCUUUCACGUAAUCCACCACCAAUUCCAACCCGAUCAGCGCUCGAAGAUCCUUCCUCUCCUCCUCCGUGUUCGUCGACGCGGAGGACGCGUCUUCCGGCUUUGGCGACCUCUCGUCUACGUUUUGCAACAAAAUUUUAACCUGAUCAAUGCUCUGAUCCAUCAGAUAUCGUAAACUAACGAGAUUUAACUAAUCGUUCGUCAUAGGAGAACACAAAUUAAUGAAAACUAAGAAUGACAACACUGAGCAUGCAAGGAUAACCGAAAACAUUAACACCCACUGUUAUCAACAUCCUUGGAACUGUCUUCACUCUCUCCGGAGAUGGACGUCUCGCUCCUGGACGCUUUCCGUGCCUGGCCGAUGUCCCUGUACGUCCUGGUCAGUUGCCUCAGGAUGUAAUUGGUACCACGAGGAUUAUCCUCGCUACUCCUCGACGUACUCGCUUCGUCUCUGGUCAAAUUCAACGGCCUAUUGCUGUUGUACUCCUUUGAUUGAGGCACGCUGAAUGCCGAACAGUGUUUCCCUUUGAAGGGUAGUUGCCUCUCGCUCAGCUUGCGAUCCCAGAUGUGUCCGGACACGCGAAGGUCGAUGAAGAAGUGCAACGGAUCGAUGCCUGGAUAGGAUUGAGGUAUCGGAUAAGGCGGGUACCAGAGUGGACUGGGGAGAAACUCUGGAUUCGUCACGUUGCCGGGCAAACCGAAUCCCUUCACCGCCGGAAGCAUGUCGCAUCCCCUUCCGGGUAGGCCGGGUAGAAAGUUCCUCGAGAAAUCGAGCUUCUUUUGAUCCGUCAACAGAGGCAGUUCCUGAUUGCCGACCGUGCUCUUGGUACGCUCGUCGUACGUACUUCUGUCGUUAUAAUUGCAAUUUUUACGAUCGCUCGAGUGCGAUUCCUCGGGUUUCACCUUCUGCAAUUCACCGGUGAACAUGUUUUCCGGUGGUUGUGCUUGCUCGAAGUGACGGGGUCGCUCGUCGAAGAAAUUCUUGCUCUGUUUACAGAAAUCUGACUUGGUCUCGUCCGUGGUCUUCAAGAUGUCCCCGCCGAAACUCGGUUUCUGCUCGAAGUUACCCACUUUACUCUCGGCGUCAUAGCCGUCGCUCUGCUUACUUCUGCUCUCCAACCGCGCUUCCGGUUGUUGCUGUUGCUGCUGUUGAGAGUGGAAGUAUUUCUCUUGCGGCGGCUGUUGAGGAUGAUGAUGAUGGUGAUGAUGAUGGUGCUGUCUCUCUUUGGUGGUUAACUCCAGUGGACGAUCCCGAGCGUCCCGCCAGGAUCUCUUGCGACGUCGAGGCGCGUUUGUGACGUUGCUCGUCGAGGAUGCCUCGGUUUUUGCUUGCACGAACGAACGAAGCAUUUCGCUGAAGAAGAAGCUGUGCGGCGUUAGGGGAACGUUGUACAGGUAUGGAGGAGUAGCCGCCAGUAGACGGGACACCAAAUCGCCGCCGGAAAGCGAGGCUGGACUCUUCAGGGUCGACGGAUCUCCCGUGGUCGUGGUCAUGGUGCAGGUUUCUCAGGAUGAUCACUGAAGUAAAGACUCAAACUGUGUUACACAAUAGACGUCGUGCUGGCAGUGAUAAUCGUAGGUACAAAAGAUGUAGGUAUGUACAAAUCGUCGGAGUGGAAGCGAGCUACUAUUGUCUCCCGAAAUUAAUUGAAUAUCCGGCGUUGUUAAGUCUAAGACCAAGCAGACACCGUCUACGACGGGGAGAGAGAAGGCGGUAGCGAACGGGCUUGCAUCGCAUCAUCCAUUAAGGAUUACUAAUUUCUGUCAAGUGCACGUUCGGUUUCUCUCGAAUGUCUUAGGACGGAAUUUCCGAGGAAUCCCUGAGAAAUCGUUAAUGAGAAUCUACGAUCGUAGGUAUUUCAAUUAAACUUGGUGCACGUCUUGUAUGAACAAUCGCUACGAGAACAAUUAGUAAUUAGUAAGGGAGCGUUCCCGAGAUCCGCUGGUUCCCCGUGAUUGAUAUAGUUAUAAUUUCUUCAAUGAAUUCGAAUCCCACUGAAAUGCAAUUAUGCUCUGCUCUUCAAAGUUACAGAACUGCAACGACGAGUACCGAUGGGUUGUUCUUACGAAAAAUCAUGAUGAAUGUAAAAAAUCAUUUUUCAUUAACGUCGAUAGAGGAAGAGGAAUCCGAAGAAAGAUACAAGAACCGUUUUCCACCCUUUAUGCAGGCAAAGGGUAAAAUACAAGCGAGCAAUUUCUCUGGGAAAAAAAGGGAGAACCGCGACACAGAGAGGUUCUAUUGUCUUCAUUCUAGUAUUCUCGAGUCGCCAACAUUCUGACAGAGAUGUUUUCUUUACCGCGAAAGAAUCAGGGAGCCUUGCAUCGCGAUGCAACUCGGAUGCAACUGAAGGAGAGACGCGUUAAUACGCGCGACGGAAUCUCGAAAGAAGAGUUCUUUUUUUUCCUCUCUCUUCUCGCGAAUUCGAAGUCUUCGGAGUUCUGGAAAGAUUCUAGAACGAUAGAAGAGUGUAACAGGCCGUGGAAAUCAGAAUGGUGGUCUGUAUCCGUGUCCGCGUACCGAGGAGGGAUUGGGUAUUGUUUCGGUCCAUUGUUUCCCAAACAAACGGCGUCCACGUUGUUUCGUCAGGAGAUAUUAUGUUCAGCCAGACAGGCAGGACGAACAGGAAAUGGACUGCUGUCAGUUUUACUCUUCGUGAUAAAUACGAGCCAGUCGUUGGUGGCUGGUCGCGACGCGGCCAUAAUUCGCGGCCUGCCAUCUCCAUAGUUCGAAACGUGAAAAAUCCUUCGAAUUUCUUCGAAACCACAGCUGCUUUUAUAAAUUCCCGCUUGUAUUAAUAAAUAUCGUUUGCUUGUUAAAGGGAUACUUUACGCGCCGCCAGGAAAUGACGAUCCUUUAGAAAGGAUGCUCGCAAGGUAACGAAUUUUCUGACAUUCUCCAGACAAAGGACGAGGAAGAUUGUAGACGAGACAUUUUCAAUAGCUUACCGAGGAAGUUUCCAGCAAAUUUAAAUGAAGAAAAAUAGCAGACGCGUGAAAAUUGAUAGAGAGUGAUUCUCGCUGCAGGGAAGUUUCCUUUUAGCUUAUUUUCAAAUUGAAAAGCUACAACGAGGUAAUAAAUCCUUAGAACAUUAAACCAA